AUGGCAGGGCUUUCCAGGAUCCGACCUGGCUUCCGGCGAACUGAAACAGACGACGCCACCACUUCUGUACAGACGGUGCCGCUCGAUUCUAUCGCGACAGACCAGAAACAGCCUGCCACAACCAGUGCAGAAGAUGCUGCUACAAAUGAUAGUAUUGCGGAAGCUCUAACGAAGCUGCCCAUCCAGAAUGCUCAGCGAGGUGUACAAGAUGUCGAAGCGGUGACCUUGACCUGGUCAAAGCAAUCUCUGAUCGCGAUCUUCAUCCUCAUGUGGCUGCUCUACUUUGUCAAUGCGUUCCAAUCCUCGAUUCUGUACAAUUUGGUCCCCUUCGCGACAAGCUCUUUCGAGACGCACUCGUUACUGACGGUCAUCUACAUUGUCUCGAACGCCAUGAGUGCCGCAGUCUACAUCCCCCUCGCGAAAAUGCUUGAUAUCUGGGGUCGAGCUGAAGGGUUCCUGCUGAUGAUCGCCUUUGCCACCUUGGGGCUAAUCCUUAUGGCUGCCGGAACUGGUCUUUCGACAUUUUGCGCAGCGCAAGUGUUCUAUUCAAUCGGGUUCGGAGGCAUGAUCUACAGCAUCGAUGUCAUCACGGCCGACGCAUCGAAGUUGAAGAACCGCGGUCUCGCCUACGCUUUUACAAGCUCUCCUUAUAUGAUUACAGCAUUCGCUGGUCCCAAGGCUUCGGACGACUUCUAUUACAAUAUCAGCUGGCGCUGGGGCUUCGGUUGCUUUUCCAUCAUCUUGCCGUUCGUGGCGGCACCACUGUAUUUUGUCUUGAAGAUCAAUCUGCGAAAGGCGCAAAAGCAGGGUCUGUUGUUACGGGAGAAGAGCGGCCGGACUUUGGUGCAGAACGUUUGGUAUUAUAUCCAGGAGUUUGAUGCUGCUGGUGUGUUUCUCUUCGCGUCUGGCUUGACUGUCUUCCUUUUGCCUUUCACCCUGGCGGAUACGGCGCCGCAUGGUUGGAGCACAGGCUACAUCAUCGCCAUGAUCGUGGUCGGCUUUGUCACUCUCGUCCUUUUCGGUCUCUACGAAACGUACCUUGCAAAAGCGCCAUUCCUGAACGUCAACCUGUUAGCGAACCGGACCGUCGUCGGCGCCUGUCUCCUCGACGUAACGUACCAGAUCUCCUAUUACUGCUGGGCCAGUUACUUCACGUCUUUCUUACAGGUGGUUAACAAUCUCUCGCUGGCCGAAGCCGGCUAUGUGGCCAGCACAUUUGACGUGGUCUCUGGUUUCGUCCUGCUGUUUGUCGGCAUCCUGAUCCGCAAGACAGGCUACUUCAAAUGGUUGCUCUUCGUUGCUGUGCCGUUGUAUAUCCUUGCUCAGGGCUUGAUGAUCUACUUCCGCCGUCCAAAUCAGGGUGUCGGAUACCUAGUCAUGUGCCAGGUCCUCAUCAGCAUCGGGGGAGCUAUAUUUAUCAUUGUCCAACAGGUUGCCGUCCUGGCUGCAGCAGACCAUCAACAUGUCGCGGCAGUGCUUGCCCUCUUAUAUGUUGUCGGCAACGUCGGUGGUGCUGUGGGCAAUACCAUCUCCGGCACGAUAUGGACCAACACGUUCUACAAGGCUCUGGAGAGGCACGUGCCGAAUGUCAGUCUGACCGAACUGGAAGAUAUAUAUAACAGCUUGGAUGUGCAGCUCAGCUAUGCGGUCGGCAGUCCCGAGAGGAGAGGCAUUCAAGAGGCUUAUGGAUAUGCGCAGACAAGGAUGCUGGCCGCCGGCACAGGGAUUAUGGGCCUGUCGCUGGUGUGGAUGUUCGUGAUCAAGAACAUCAAUGUUGCUCGGAUCGAGCAAGUCAGGGGCACUGUCUUCUAG
Messenger RNA from Cladophialophora yegresii CBS 114405, 1812 nucleotides. RefSeq lists its product as uncharacterized. Bases 1 to 1812 code for a protein of 603 amino acids. The record is from RefSeq and is a predicted model, not a curated record. Gene Ontology annotation, biological process: transmembrane transport. Lineage: Eukaryota; Fungi; Ascomycota; Eurotiomycetes; Chaetothyriales; Herpotrichiellaceae. Gene Ontology annotation, molecular function: transmembrane transporter activity. The transcript has 3 exons.